Messenger RNA from Python bivittatus (Burmese python), 2395 nucleotides. The record is from RefSeq and is a predicted model, not a curated record. NCBI's taxonomy places the organism in Eukaryota, Metazoa, Chordata, Lepidosauria, Squamata, Pythonidae.
GGCGGGUGGGCGGGGCCCAGUCCGGAGCAGCAUUCCGAAAGGGGCCUGCUGGGGAGCGAGCGGUGAGGGACGGAGCGGCUGCUCUUCUCCGAGGUGUGCUAAAGCAAAUCAGUAGCAAAAACUAUGUUGGUCUCAAGGAAGUUGUGUCUUCUGAUCCUUUGGAUUCUACUGCCUUCUUCUCACACUCACACAGAUUUCUUCACUUCAAUUGGUCAUAUGACAGACCUGAUUCAUACAGAGAAGGACCUGGUGACAUCACUGAAAGACUAUAUCAAGGCAGAAGAAAACAAGUUGGAACAGAUAAGGAAGUGGGCCGAGAGGUUGGAUAAGCUGACAGAUACUGCGACAAAAGACCCAGAGGGAUUCUUGGGACAUCCUGUGAAUGCAUUCAAGUUGAUGAAGCGACUGAACACAGAGUGGAAUGAGCUUGAGAAUUUGGUCUUGAAGGACAUGUCUGAUGGGUUUAUUUCCAACAUGACGAUUCAACGGCAGUUUUUCCCUAAUGAUGAAGAUCAGACUGGUGCUGGCAAAGCUCUCUUGCGACUCCAAGAUACAUAUAAUUUAGACACUGACACAAUCUCAAGGGGAAAUCUUCCAGGAGUAAAACAUAAGGCAUUUCUAACAGCUGAAGAUUGCUUUGAGUUGGGAAAGAUCGCAUACACUGAAGCAGACUAUUACCAUACUGAAUUGUGGAUGGAGCAAGCUCUGAAGCAGUUGGAUGAGGGAGAGAUUUCUUCUUCUAUCAACAAAAUUUCUGUUCUAGAUUACUUGAGUUACGCCGUGUACCAGCAGGGGGAUCUGGACAAAGCGAUGAUUCUCACCAAACGGUUACUUGAACUGGAUCCAGAGCAUCAGAGAGCAAAUGGAAAUUUGAAAUACUUUGAAUACAUCAUGGCUAAAGAAAAAGAAGCAAACAAAUCUGUUGCCGAAACAGAUGAGCAGACUGGAAAAGAAGUUAAAACUCAGAAAAGAGGGCCUCCCAAAGAUUAUCUGCCAGAAAGACAGAAGUAUGAAAUGUUGUGCCGUGGUGAAGGUCUUAAAAUGACUCCUAGAAGACAAAAGAAAUUGUUUUGCCGUUAUUAUGAUGGGAAUGGAAACCCGAAGUACAUACUAGGACCUGUCAAACAAGAGGAUGAGUGGGACCGCCCUCGGAUUGUUCGCUUUCUUGAAAUAAUCUCUGAUGAAGAAAUAGAAACUGUCAAAGAACUUUCCAAACCAAGGCUGAGCCGAGCUACUGUGCAUGACCCUCAGACUGGGAAACUGACCACAGCACAUUACAGAGUCUCUAAGAGUGCCUGGCUCUCUGGAUAUGAAAACCCUGUGGUGGCACGCAUAAAUACAAGGAUACAGGAUCUAACAGGCUUGGAUGUUUCCACAGCAGAGGAGCUCCAGGUAGCCAACUACGGAGUAGGAGGCCAGUACGAGCCUCAUUUUGAUUUUGGAAGGAAGGAUGAACCAGAUGCCUUUAAAGAGCUGGGUACAGGCAAUAGAAUUGCUACGUGGCUAUUCUAUAUGAGUGAUGUGGCAGCAGGAGGAGCAACCGUAUUCCCUGAAGUCGGAGCUAGUGUUUGGCCAAAGAAGGCUUUGACGCAACAGUCCUGGGGCUUAUGAAAUAUAAGAGAAAAGAGUCUUAAUGAGCCCUAGAAUUUUCAUAUUAAAGGAUUUGGGACUGUCAUCACUUUUAAUAAAAUUGAAAGUGAACUAAUGCCAGCUGUUUAAACUGGGAUGAGAGGAAUGUAGUCAGAAUGUGCAAACCAUUUUGUUUCGAACCAUUUCAUGGGUGAAAUUUCAUCAGCCUUUUAUUUUGAGUUGCUUUGAGCAUUUUGUGCUUGAGAUGGAUCCUUUUGUGAAAAUUCACACUUGAAAUCAUUUGAAAUGAGAUACAGGUAGUCCUUGCUUAACAACCAUUUGUUCAGUGACUGUUGGAUGUUAUGGUGGCACUGAAUGAAUGGUAGUUAUGCCCAGUCCCCAAAAUUAUGGCCGUUGCAGUACCCCCACGGUCACAUAAUUAAAAUUCGGGCAUUUGGCAGCCCACCCACAUUUAUGACUGCAAGGGCACUUCAACUCCCCCAUCCGCCUAUCUCCCCCCCAUCUCUGCUGUGACUGCCCUGCACUCCAUCACCUCUGUCAGCCCUGCUGCCCUGUGCUCUGAUUCCAAAGCUUCAUAAGAAAGCCAUGCACAAUUUGGACAAAGUUGCACGUGUCCUUGGGAAGAAGGCCUGGCAUGGCCAGCAGCUGCCUCAAGAAGGGCCAUGCUGGGUGCGCCUUGUCGGCAGCAGGAGGAAGAAGAUAGUGAAGGUCAGCAGGGGAUAGCAGGGCUGGCAGAGGCAGCCUAGUGCAGGGUGGCCAAAAGGGCAGAGAUGCGGGGGGAGAUAGGCAGGUGGAGGGAGUUGAA